UUCGGGGGGGGGGGGAUUUCCUGUGGGAUAAUCCGCUAGGGCGGGCGUAUAGAGGGAUAUGGUUUGGGAUGGGAUAGUCCUAUCAUAGGAACCCCUUGUAAAUUCUGUUGACCACCUGUGGCUUAGCUUCCUGGGGUUUGUGCAGGCUAUGAAUGUCAGCCUAGCUGCAGUACAGCAGAUGGAGGAUCCGUGGUAACCUUCAGGAAGAUGAUCCGGCUACGAGUACCUGGAAUUGGGGGAUUGACACUUCAAUGGCAGUGACAGAGUUUCAAUGGCCUCAGCUGGGUGCGCGGUACGGGCUCAGGGCGGCACUGGUGGUGUUGUCUGGGUCACUACUGGUAGCUCUCCUUCCCCUGAGUGGGCUAGAGGGGCACUAUAAGGCGGCUCUGAAGGUCCUGCUGCAGUGUAACCUAUGGGGAGGGAACGAUCGGCUGCACACCUACCCUGGGCAGACGACGGGUCUUGCUGUUGCUUCAACUGCAAUCGAACUCAUGGUGUUUAAGCCGAAACCGUCUUCAGAUGUCAAGUUUGAAGCCAGAGCUGCUUUGAACCAAGCACUUGAAAUGAAGCGGCAAGACAAGAGGGACAAAGCACACAAGCUACUUCUCCACGCCCUGAAGAUGGACCCGGACCAUGUGGAUGCCCUUAAUGAGCUUGGUAUUUUUCUGGAGGAAGAGAAGGAUAUCAUCCAGGCAGACUAUCUCUACUCGAAAGCAUUAAUGAUCUCCCCCCACAACGAGAAAGCGUUAGUAAAUCGAGACCGCACCUUGCCUUUAGUUGAAGAAAUAGAUCAGAGGUAUUUUAGCAUCAUUGACAGUAAAGUUAAAAAGGUGAUGUCCAUUCCGAAGGGUAACUCCGCUCUUCGCCGGGUCAUGGAAGAGUCUUAUUAUCAUCACAUUUACCACACCGUUGCCAUCGAAGGAAACACCCUUUCAUUGUCUGAAAUCCGCCAUAUAAUUGAGACACGAUAUGCUGUGCCUGGUAAAAGCCUCGAGGAGCAAAAUGAAGUCAUUGGAAUGCAUGCCGCCAUGAAAUAUGUCAACACCACUCUGAUAUCUCGCAUAGGAUCUGUGUCCACAGACGAUAUACUGGAAAUACACCGCAGAGUGCUGGGCUAUGUGGACCCCGUCGAAGCUGGCCGAUUCCGUGCAAACCAAGUGUUUGUGGGCAACCAUAUUCCACCUCAUCCCAGAGACGUGGACAAGCACAUGCAGGAGUUUGUCCAGUGGCUUAAUUCAGAUGAUGCGAUGAACUUGCAUCCUGUGGAAUUUGCGGCUCUAGCACAUUACAAACUGGUCUAUAUCCACCCUUUUGUUGAUGGUAACGGAAGGACUUCACGUUUGCUUAUGAAUGUGAUUUUGAUGCAGGCAGGUUACCCCCCAAUAACCAUCAGGAAGGAACAGAGGUCUGAAUAUUAUCAUGUUUUGGAAUUUGCGAAUGAAGGUGAUGUGAGGCCUUUUAUUCGAUUUAUUGCCAAAUGCACAGAGUCCACCCUAGACCUUUUCCUAAUAGCCACAGCAGAGCACCCUGUGGGUCUCCCAGAGCCCCAUCCGGACAGUUUUGAGUGCAAACGCACCAUUCCAGUCAAGACUUGAACCCUAGCCAGAACUCUGUGGCCUUCGUUGCCUUAUUUACACACCCUACAUGUUGCUCGUCGCCAGCGACAUCUCAUUAAUUUAUUUGACGUGUUUUGCUGCUAGUUUGAUUUGACAUAUUUCAUGUUCUGCAGGGUAUGGUCAAGCCCAGACGUACAAAAAAAAAAAAGGAAAUUUGCACAUGUUACAUACAGAUUUUGAUGCUGAGGAUUUCACCCCUUUACAUUAGCCCAUGUGCAUAAGGCAGGUUUUCCACACCAAAAUCCAUGUAGAAUCUGCUCUCAGUCAACCGCCAUUGUUUUCAAUGGGAAAUCCACGCCAUGAUUGUUCCACAGCUUUUAUUUUUUUUUGCUUUUUAUUUAUAUUCCAUGUCAUGGAAAAAGAGCAACAUAUUCCUGCUGAAAUCAAUGGGAUGCCCAAAAGCUGCAUCAAAGUCUGGAAAGCCCAUGGAAUUUUGAUGCAAAUUCUGCACCUACAUUUUGUGUGCUAAUACAACCUUGUGAUCAUACUCUUAAAAGGGGUGAAAUCAGCGCUGAUUAUCCAUAUCCAAAAGUCACAUGCCGUGGAUUUUAAAACGGGCCAUCUCGUGCACUGCCUGGUAUCUGCGGUCUAUUUCACCUGCGCAAAUCCAUGGUAAAAUCAGCAGCAAUGUGGACACUGCACAGUGUCCCAGGUUUUAAAGGGCCAUCACAUGCAUUGCCUAUUUGAUCGCGCGUCUAUUGUACUGUACUCACUUGAUGUGAGUACAGUAAUAUAGACCCAAGGUUGGGAUAGGAACUGACGAUGCGCUCAGUUUGGGUCAGAGGAGCCACAGUCGGUACACAGACCAUGCAUAGUCGUGUAAAUCAGUCCUUAGUCUACACUUAUAUUUAUAAAUCCCAAUAUAAAGUGGAUCUGUCCUUAUACUAUGCUGUAUUUAAAGGGGGUAUCCAGGUUUUUAAAAUUGAUGGUUCACAUUGCUCCCCAGUACUAUGGGUGGCAGAUAUGCUGGGUAUUGCAAGUGAAAGGGUCAAAGCUACACUACCCAGCACAUUCACUACUAAAAGAACUGCAUGCAGGUUUAUGGAGCAAAGUACAAAUAGCUCAUCAGCAGGGGGUGUCGGGAGUCCGACUUGCACCAAUCUAAUAUUGAUGACCAAUCCUAAGGAUAGGCUAUCAGUUUUAAAAACCUGGAGGGCAAUGUAUUACAAAAAUCCCCAGCAGAACAUUUCUGGGAGCAUUGAUUACACAACUCCAAGGAUUCAGCCACAAGGUAUUUUACGCUGUUACAUUAUACUGGGCUUGUGGAUACUUUCAGAAAGUGUAGUUACUCCCGAUUGUAUUAAAGUGGUUGUCCGCUUUUGUAAUAUU
This is a messenger RNA of Bufo bufo (common toad), 2945 nucleotides long. It is a transcript of the gene FICD, whose product is annotated as FIC domain protein adenylyltransferase. The transcript is spliced from 3 exons. Gene Ontology annotation, molecular function: protein binding. Lineage: Eukaryota; Metazoa; Chordata; Amphibia; Anura; Bufonidae. Bases 252 to 1595 code for a protein of 447 amino acids. The record is from RefSeq and is a predicted model, not a curated record.